AUUUUUGAAGAUGGGAGAGAGUGAUGGUCUGCCGGAUGAGAAGGAGGAGAGAGAUCCAGGCAGGAGAGAGGGUCUGAACAUGGGGUCAAUGAAGCCAUCCUGGGUUGAGAUCCACUACCUGCUAAAAGUCAGCUAUAUCCUGAUCAGCGUUUUCAUGGAGCGCUCUGCCUUUUUUGGCAUGAAUGUCUUGCUGACUCUGUACUUCGUGAGAUUCCACCACUGGAAUGAGAACUUAUCCACGGCCAUCUACCAUGCCUUCAUCGGCUCGUGCUAUUUGUACACCAUCGUGGGAGCCAUGGUGGCCGACUCCUGGCUGGGGAAAUACAAGGCGACCCUGGUCUGGUACAUCCUAUACCUGCUGGGCUUCAUCUUCCUGUUGCUCAGCUCACUGCCGUUCUCUCGGGGACAAGCCCUGCCCAAGCUCCUGAUCGGGGUGGGUCUGACUCUGAUCGCCUUCGCUGUCGGAGGCAUUAAGCCCUGCACCACCGCUUUCUUCGGAGAUCAGUUUCAGGAAGAACACGUGGAAAUGAGAAGAAAGUUCUUUGCUGUUUUGUAUUUCUUAAUCAACCUGGGUGUGUUGAUCUCCAUGUGUGUUACACCAGUGAUUAAAAAAGACAUCGAGUGUUUCGGAAAGGACUGCUACGGGCUGGCGUUCGGAGCUAGUGGAGCCAUCUUGCUGUUUUCAUUCAUCAUCUUCAUGUCUGGGCAAAGCAGAUAUGUGAAAUCUCCGCCUGAAGGAAACAUGCUGGUCAAAGUCUGCAAAUGUAUCCAGUUUGCUCUCAGCAAUCGACUGAGGAAUCGUUCCAGACAGAUUCCCAAAAGAGAACACUGGCUGGACUGGGCAGCUGAGCAGUAUCCAAUGCAGCUGAUCAUGGAAGUGAAGGCGCUGAUGCGGAUGCUGGUCCUCUACAUCCCCCUGCCCAUGUUUUGGGCUCUGUUCGACCAGCAGGGCUCCCGCUGGACGCUGCAGGCCACCAGGAUGGACGGCAAUGUGGGCCUAUUUGUGAUUAAACCCGAUCAGGUCCAGAUUCUCAAUCCCUUUUUGAUUCUCAUCCUGGUCCCGAUGUUUGAGCUGGGCAUCUACCCUCUGAUCAAGAUGUGUCAAAUCAACUUGACGCCCAUCAGGAAGAUGGUGAUCGGCAUGGUCCUGGCAGCCCUGGCCUUCACGGUGGCAGCCGUCAUCGAGAUCCAAAUGCACGAAGUCACUGAAAUGACCCCCUUGGACUAUAACAAAAGCUACCUGCAGAUAAUUAACCUGGCGAGGAAUGAGGUGCAGGUGACAGUGCAGCAAGGAGAGAGAGAUUUUCUGACCUCUGAGCCCAUCGGGGCAUUACAGAAAUCGUUUCACUACUACAAGCUGUAUCUGGAAGGAAAGCACCAGAGUGUGCGCUUCGUGCUGAAGUCCCAAGGUGCCACCACCGAGAAGUACCACGACAUCAAGAGGAGAAAGUGGUACAGCCUGGUCAUUUACACAGCUGGCGCCAACAUCUCCAACCUCCUGUUGGAGGAAAUGAACGCUAAACCAGCCAAUGGACUGGCAGCUGUGAGGUUCGUGAACACGCUGAAGAAGGACAUCCACAUCUUUCUGGGCAGCGGUGAUGCUAUUCGGAUUGGCAAGAACUACAAGUUCUCCGACUACCAGACCAUGGAGAGAGGAGAGUACAAGCAGGUGAGGUGCAAGACUUGGGUUGGGGCUUGCACGAUGGACUUGGGCCUGCUCGACUUUGGCGCCGUCUACACUGUGUUCAUUCUGUGGGGUUCCAGAAGCAUCCUUCGGGUCUGGAAAAUCAACACCAUACCCCCCAACCACUUGUCCAUCCUGUGGCAGGUGCCGCAAUACGUGCUCAUCACUGCUGGCGAGGUCAUGUUCUCUGUCACUAGCUUUGACUUCUCCUACGCUGAGGCACCUGCCAGCAUGAAGUCGGUGCUGCAGUCGAUCGCCAUGAUGACGGUGGCGAUGGGGAAUGUCAUCGUACUAAUAAUUGCUGAAGCGGGACUCUUGGUGCAGUGGGCCGAGUUCCUCCUGUUCGCCUGCCUCCUGCUGGGCGUGUGUAUCGUGUUCUCCAUCAUGGGCUACUACUACGUGCCCUGGGCCAAGGCCCAGCAGAUGGUCCGGGAGGAGCAGGAGCAGCAGGCGCAGCGGGAGCAGCAGCAGGCGCAGAAGGAGCAGCAGCAGGAG
Ornithorhynchus anatinus (platypus) is the source of this 2179-nucleotide messenger RNA. RefSeq names its product solute carrier family 15 member 2-like. Gene Ontology annotation, biological process: transmembrane transport. The transcript is spliced from 22 exons. Gene Ontology annotation, cellular component: membrane. The annotation marks the transcript as partial. Gene Ontology annotation, molecular function: dipeptide transmembrane transporter activity. The record is from RefSeq and is a predicted model, not a curated record. NCBI's taxonomy places the organism in Eukaryota, Metazoa, Chordata, Mammalia, Monotremata, Ornithorhynchidae.